AUGCCAGCGAUUCCAAGUGAACCACCGCGCAGAGGUAGUGGUGACCAUUCAGCCAGAAAUGAUGCAGAUGGUGAAACACUCGGCCAUUUGAAAGCCCCAAUCCUUGGUGGGGAUCCAAACCAGAAGCCCGGAUACUGGGCUCGGCGAGUCCUUCAGCGCCCCUGGGUAAGGGCCAUCCGAUAUUAUGCUAUGCAAGGGGAGCUUCUGCAUUUCCUGAAAUCUCAAUCCCCAGUUCGAGAGCCUGUACUUCGACAGACCAAGUCUUGGGAUGGACCAAGGCUAGACCAGAUGAUCAGGGACAAGAAAGUCAACAUUGAGGCUAUUCAUGCCCAAGUGGUCGGUAGGCAUAUGCCGGGAGAUAUGAGCUGCAGCCAUUGCGCUAGGGGGGUUGGUCCUUUCCUAGCCUGCGUCCAGAUCCCGAAACCAGACUCUGCGACCAGCGUGCAAAUGUGCUACACUCAAAACCAACCUGCCCGAAUCCUCGACCAGCAGGAAACCAAUACACCGGAUAGCACACACUCAUCCUCAACCACGGACCAGAGUCCAGCGGAGCCCCUACCUCAAAACGUCAGGUCGGAGGCCAUUGAAACCCUGGAGCUUUGUCUUCUGGAUAUAGACACAGAUAUUGUGAUGCUCCAGAGAAUGAUCAAGAACAAAGAGAUCAACCGGAAAGGCAUUUUGCAAACCCUAGAGGCGCUUAGGAAGGAGGAAAAGAACUCGGAUGCGAAUAGCAGAGAUAUGAUAUGA
Messenger RNA from Penicillium verrucosum, 747 nucleotides. Its product is annotated as DUF3716 domain-containing protein. Bases 1 to 747 code for a protein of 248 amino acids. The transcript has 3 exons. The record is from RefSeq and is a predicted model, not a curated record. Lineage: Eukaryota; Fungi; Ascomycota; Eurotiomycetes; Eurotiales; Aspergillaceae.